AUGGACUUUCGUGACCACGCACUUCCCAUCACACCGCUUGUUACCCCUGUGAUCGAUGGCGACGUCCCUGUUACCCCUCUGACCGAGACUGAUUCGCUUGAAGAUGAGGAUGAUAACGCCCCUGUUACUCCUCUCAUCGAGACUUAUUGGCUUGAAGAUGAAGAUGGCGACGUCCCUGUUACCCCUCUGACCGAGACUGAUUCGCUUGAAGAUGAGGAUGAUGACGCCCCUGUUACUCCUCUCAUCGAGAAUUAUUGGCUUGAAUAUGAAGAUGACGAACUGCCAAUGAGUCGAAAGGAUGUUGACAAGCUAUGCGGGACACACCCAUCCACUGUCGAGCUGAAGUACUUUACCUUGCAGCUGAAGCUCUUUCAGGGGUUGGGCAGUCUCGCGGAGACCAUCAAGGUCAUGGAGGCACAAAAGAGUUGGGAAUAUACCAUCAAAGAUCGGUUUGUAGCCAAUCAGUACAGAAUUGUCGAGAGCCAAAAAGUGGAAACUGGAUUCUACUGGCGCUUUGUAAGGGGUCUGGAGAGCUUUGCAAAGUUUGUGCCCGAUUGCGAUCCCGACUUACAAGCCUUCCAAGUGAGGUCUGAGCUGGAGACUGCAGCACCCACAUCACGAUUGUCACUCAAUAUGCUAGUUUUUAGUCCUGUCCCCGAAUGUGAACGGGCUGCCGCGCUGCCUUUCGAAGAGUGA
This is a messenger RNA of Fusarium mangiferae, 696 nucleotides long. RefSeq lists its product as uncharacterized. NCBI's taxonomy places the organism in Eukaryota, Fungi, Ascomycota, Sordariomycetes, Hypocreales, Nectriaceae. The transcript has 3 exons. Bases 1 to 696 code for a protein of 231 amino acids. The record is from RefSeq and is a predicted model, not a curated record.